Messenger RNA from Triticum aestivum (bread wheat), 703 nucleotides. RefSeq lists its product as uncharacterized. Bases 86 to 514 code for a protein of 142 amino acids. The record is from RefSeq and is a predicted model, not a curated record. The transcript has 2 exons. NCBI's taxonomy places the organism in Eukaryota, Viridiplantae, Streptophyta, Magnoliopsida, Poales, Poaceae.
UCAAGCUCCUCUUUACAGAACUAAUCAAGCUCCUCUUUGCAGAACUGAGCAAGCUCCUCUUUGCCUAGCUAGCUAGUGAGAACUAAUGGCGGCAUCUAUGGGCUCCCAGCUGAAGCUACUCGUGUCGCACGGGAAGCAACUGUGGAGCUAUCUUACCUCUUCUCUUAGCAGUUCCAGGAGUGACCCUCCGCAACAGAUUCCUGAUCCCACCGGUGAUCCUCCAGCCGCUCAAGCCGGGGACACUCCCGCCAUUCAGGAGUCUCCACCCGCUCUGGCAGUUUCAGAUCUUGAGCACCUUCCAAGUCCUAACCACAUAGGAGGCCUUGAUGGUGCACUUGAGCCCAAUCUGGCAGGCAACCGGAAGCUUGGCAGUUCCACCAGUUUCCCUCGACACAAAAUUCAUGAUCCUGUUGGUGAUUACUCCUCUCAGAAAGGAUCACGAAGGCUUGCGAUAGGGCAUCCCGAUGGGACUCACCAAGGGCCCAUGCACCGUCGUGGCGCGAGCUUCCCCUAGGGUUUGUUCGGAUGCUUCUCGGCCCAGGCCUUCAUUUAUAUAGAAGACCUUUAGAUAUAUUUUAAGGAAGACAUGUUAUUCCUUCGGCAUCCUGCCGAAGGAGGAAUUCAUUGCCGAACUUUAGCAAUAUCAUCAUCACUAGAUAUGUAGAAAUCUCUCUUUGUAUGUUUUAUAUGUAUAUAAAUUAUC